Molecule: messenger RNA, 1414 nt
Organism: Galendromus occidentalis (western predatory mite)
Lineage: Eukaryota; Metazoa; Arthropoda; Arachnida; Mesostigmata; Phytoseiidae
Product: protein AAR2 homolog
Exons: 7
Coding region: 147-1265 (372 amino acids)
Biological process (GO): spliceosomal tri-snRNP complex assembly
Source: RefSeq, a predicted model, not a curated record
ACAGCUGAUCGGCCGCGGGCAGACUGAGCCGGUCGGACAGCGCGAAGCUCCCGGAAAAAAACGGAAGAGAACUCGACGCCGCGCUGUCUGUCCCAAUCGUGGGUAGGAAUUGUCGAAUCGAGCUCUAACUCAGAGUCAGAGCGACCAUGGACUCUGAAUCGGACGAUCUUUACGAUAAGAAUCCAGAGCUCGUGCAACGACUGUCUGAAAGAGGAGCUACUCUGGUGAUCUUGAAUCUGCCCAUUGGAUCUGAAUUCGGUGUCGAUAUGAAGCAGUGGGAGAUCGGGGAAAGGUUCCGCGGUGUGAAGAUGAUACCCGUAGGCGUCCAUUUCAUCUACUUCAGUAACGCCCUCAACGGCAGCGUAGCGCCGAGAACCGGCUUCUUCCACAAUUUCAUCGAGAGAGAAACAGUGGUGUACGAAUGGAACCCCAGAGACGAGAUGUUGGAAGAAAUCAGAGACCCCGAGCAAGUUGAGCGCUUCGUAGCCGACAGGCGAAACUUGGACCGACAUCUAGGUCCUUACCCAUAUGAAACGUAUCGUCAUUGGUUGUCUUUGACCGAAAAACUCACCGCUGCAGUAGUUCAGAGGGUCCAGCCCGAAGACGGCUACAUUUAUUCGGUUCAGCAGUUGAUACCACAAAAGUAUCCGCCCGAAAAACCAGCAGCAGGGGCGGAGGACCAGGGAUUACCGGACAUGAAAGAAGAGCCUAAGAGCGCCCUACGAUUGACUCCGAUUCCCAUCAGAAGACAUCCCGAGGGAGCUACAGCUGCUCAAAUCACGCAGUACGGCAUGGAUGGGAGUUAUGUGCUCCGAGUUAUGUUGGACAGCGUGGGCACAGAGAAUCUUCUCGGUAAGAUCGAUUAUCGGCUCCUUCGGGAACUUCAAUUCGCCUUCAUCGUUUUCUUGUGCGGUCAACGUUUCGAGGGAUUCGAGUGUUGGAAGAAACUUGUGCGCGUGAUCUGCUCGGCUGGAGCAGCCAUGGCUGCGAGCCAGUUGGAAACCUUCUACCUGAACUUCAUCUCAAUACUGCAUUUCCAGCUGAAAGAAGUUCCCAAGGACUUCUUCCUCGAUAUCGUGUCCCGGGAAAACUUCUUGACGGAUACUCUAAGCACAUUCUUCCGCAAUGUACAAGACUCUGCCCCGGAGGGCGGAGCAUUACGGAGGAGAGCAGAACGCUUCCAAUCGCAUCUGACGCGUUACUUCAAAUGGGAUUUUGACCAAGAAGCCGAAGAAGAUCUACCUCAGAUCGUUGAGGUGGAGUGAGAUACCUCCCGGUGGCAGCAUGGUCAAAUGAAUGACAUACCCUACAGUAUCAAGGAUGAGACCGUUUCGGGAAGAGAUGUCUGAAAAACAAAUGUGAUAGCGUCGUGCACGACCCUCUUCGUACGAUCUGGUGACGAGAGUUGGACACA